AGGUGUUGUAUUUUCCAACCUACUUUAUCACAUUCAUCAUGAAGCUCAAUACUGUGUUAGGUAUUGCAACUCUCGCAGCCAUAGUUGCAGCCGACCCGGACUUCGGGUUGAGCAAAUGGAACCUUAACGACCUCAAGCAGUUCUUGAGAGACCGCAAGAUUGACGUCACUGACGACACCACUGGCGAGGAAUUGACCCAGUUGGCCAACAAGGAGUUCCACAAAUUGCAAAAUUACGACAAGGUGGCCGUGGACGUCAACGACAAGAGCCAGCAGCACAUUUUGCAGUUGGCCACGGAUCCCCACGCCAGCAUCAACACCGUGCUCCCCUACCACAACUGGGACUACCUCUUCCUGAGCCAGGAGUCGGGCCAGACUGUCAAGGACUGGAUCUUCGAUUCGUGGUCUUACAAUAGCUUGAAGGACUUCCUCAAGAAAAACAAGAUCAAGGUCAAGAAGAACACCUCCAAGCAAGACUUGGUGGACUUGGCCAAGCAGAAGUAUGAUGAAAUUGCUAAGAAAUACGAAGUCUCUGGCAACUACCCUGGCGACUGGCUCUACCAAAGCUGGAGCGUCGACGACCUCAAGUCGUGGUUGACCUCGUUUGACUUGUCUUUCGACGCCUCCGAAGCCAAGGAAAGCUUGUUGGAGAAAGUAAAGGAGAACAAUUACGUAGCCUCGUUGACUAGCUCCGACUCCAAGAAGUCUUUGUUGGACUCGUUGAACUUGUUUGACAAACCCAUUUUUGAGAGCUCGGGCCACAUCAAAAAGGACUUUUACGAAACCUGGACCUACUCGCAGUUGAGAGAAUGGCUCUACGUCCAUGGAAUCAUCGACACCAAGCCUGGGGUCUAUGUGGAAGAGCUUAACUCCGAAAAACUCAAGAAGUUGGUUCUGGCCAACGAAAAGUACUUGGUUCAAGACAUAAAGUCUUGGUUGGACGAGGCCAAGAAGUCUGCCAACCCCUUACUUGAGAAGGCACCCAAGGCCGCCAAAAACUCCUUUGAUAACAUCAUUAACAACACUUUCUUGGUCGGGAUUGAAAACUGGACCAAGGAGAAAUUGAGAGAGUUCCUCAAGGUCAGAGACGUCAAGGCCUCGCAGUUUUUGACCAAAAACCAGUUGAUUGAAUUGGUUAGAAAGCACAAGGACACCCCCGUUCUCCCCAAGGAAGCCUCCAACUCAUACUCGUGGUUGGUGGACAACUUAUCUACGGACAAGCUCAAGAACUGGUUGAGCGAACAGGGCCAGAAUGUGGAAGGAACCAGAGAAGACUUGGUCAGCGGAAUUUCCCAGUACCUUACCUCCACUUCUGCACCCAGAAACUCGUUCAAGUCACAAGUUAAGAACUAUAAGCCCGACUUGGACCAGUACAAGCAAUGGUUGAAGAAGAACAGAAAAGAAGCGGAAUCUUUGUCUGAAGAAGCCAUUUUGUCCACCUACAAGGUGGUCAACCAGUACUUUGACCUGGCCUCCGAAGUUCUUUCCAACAAGUACAAGGAUGCCCAGUACUCGGUGGACGACGCCUUGAACGAAGUGCAAAAGGCCUCGUACGAGUACUCGUUGGAGUUCUUGAACGACUACGAGAAAAACAAGGACUCGGUGAACGAAUACUUGGAAAGUUCCAAGAUCGCUGCCUCUGACUUCUCUACCAACGUUGCCAACGCCUUGGUCAAGAAGUACCAGUACACCAAGGACCAAGCAGAAGACGCCUUGAGUACCUCCCAGGAUCACUUCUUUGGCGUGGUGAACUACGUCCAGAACUUAUUCCACAAGAACAAGCCUGUGGUUGAAAAGUCGGCUGCUGAGGCCUACCAGGCAGGUACCGAUUAUGCCAACCAGGCAGGUGAGGCUGGCUCCCAAUACGCUUCCCAGGCCAGAGAACAUGCCCAAUCUGCCUACGAAGCUGGCUCCCAGUACGCUUCCCAGGCUGGUGACACUGCUCAAAGUGUGUACACUGAAGGUUCGAAGUACGCCUCUGAGGCCAGCAAGUCUGCCCAGAGUGCAUACGACGAGUACAAGCCCGUCGUUGAAUCUAAGGCUGAGGAAAUCAACCUGGCUGUUAGCGAAAACUACGAAAGUGCCACUCCUGUGAUCAAGAGCAAAUACUCGGAAGCCAGUGACGCUGCUGAGAGCGCCUACAAGGAGUACAAGCCUGUGGUAGAAGACAACGCCCAGGCUGCCUACGAAGCUGCCAAGGAGUACUCCAAUUUGGCAGGUGAAAAGGCCCAACAAGCCUAUGCUGAGUCCAAGCCUGUGGCACAACUGGCUUGGAACUACCUUGUGGACACCUACAACAAUGCAGACCUCAAGGCCUACUUACAAUCUUUUGGGUUCGAUCAUGACUGGUUGUCGGGAUUGAGCAGAUACCAGUUGGUCAGAUUGGCCAGAGAACAAUCUCAUUUGUUCUACGGUAACUCCAGAACCAAGUGGGACAAGUCCAUUGUGGAUGUGUUGAAGGACUCGGGGGAUGACUUGCAAAAGUUCUUGAGAAUCAAGCACGAGCCUACCUACUGGGAAAGAAUAACCGGAUUGUUUGCAUAGGUAUUCAGUAAUAAAUAGCGAUUAGUAGAGAUGUGUAUGUGAAGUGAGGAUGAAAAGAGAAAACUUGAAUUUAUU
Molecule: messenger RNA, 2618 nt
Organism: Suhomyces tanzawaensis NRRL Y-17324
Lineage: Eukaryota; Fungi; Ascomycota; Pichiomycetes; Serinales; Debaryomycetaceae
Exons: 1
Coding region: 39-2543 (834 amino acids)
Source: RefSeq, a predicted model, not a curated record